CAACGACGACCACCACAACAACAACUACCACCACAACGACAACAACAACAACAACGACUACCACAACAACUACAACAACAACAACAACGACCACAACAACAACAACAACAACGACCACAACAACAACAACGACAACGACAACAACAACAACAACAACAACAACUACCACUACAACUACAACAACAACCACUAAGACGACUUCUACAACUUCCACGACAACAACAACCACCACCCCAAGUAUGCUUUACAUUCGCGAAAGAUAUUUCAUUACACAGGAGAGGUGUUAACUUUUAG
Rotaria socialis is the source of this 294-nucleotide messenger RNA. NCBI's taxonomy places the organism in Eukaryota, Metazoa, Rotifera, Eurotatoria, Philodinida, Philodinidae. The record is from the annotation of a GenBank genome assembly.